Molecule: messenger RNA, 1203 nt
Organism: Paramuricea clavata
Lineage: Eukaryota; Metazoa; Cnidaria; Anthozoa; Malacalcyonacea; Plexauridae
Source: the annotation of a GenBank genome assembly
AUGGCUAUUUUGCAAAACAAGUACGUAUUGCAUCAUGUAUCAGGUCCAUUAAACACAACACAAUAUCCACGUGUAGUAAGUUGGUUAACUGCUAGAGUUCUUGUGAGUUGUGUUCCGGCGGGUUGGAGCCUUAAAUUGCUGGAGAACAGAACAGCAGAAUUGUAUGUGAAUUAUAAAGACAGCUUCAUAGUUAAGACUCGACUCGAUAUGUCAGCGAAUUUAAGACUAUCCUGGGCUGGCGACUUUGAUCGUUUGAAGGAGUUUGUAAAGAGUGACCUAGAGUUGCAGGGAAGCUGGUCAUCCCCGGCGAACGAAAAGAAACUUUUCGUGUCAGACAACGUUGAGCUGCUUUGGUGGAAAAACAAAAAGUUCCUAAAGAUCAAUGGAGAGGAUGCAAAUCGAAUCAAACGUUGUAUGAUCAACGCUAUGUUUACGAGUUUAAACCUCGAUAGUAUCAAGUCUGGUGUGGACAUGGCUACUAACACCGAGAACUCCUUAAACGAAAAUCAACCAACAAAACACCAGUGUACGGGUUGUGAAUGUUCGAAGCUAUCACCAGACUUGGAGGGUUUGAAAUUAGACUUGGUUGUUUUGGAAUCGAAACUCAACCAUAAAAUCCAAGCCGUGGAAAACCAAAUAUUACGCAUGAACGAUUGCCGACCAAAAGAGCCGAAAAAUUAUGCAAAUCUCGAAAAUAUGUUGACAACCUCUACACCCAUUAGCAGCGGCGGCACGAACAAAACAAAAGAGGUUAGUAAUUCAAAUCCUUACAUUAAUCCCGUUGUUGUUCGGACCGCUAACGAUGCAUGCUUCACACCAAUAAAAGUACCGGAUAACACAGAAACUUUUACUCACUCACAAGAGGAAUUAACCCUGACAAAGGUAGUUUUCCCUGUUAGGAACAAUAGUGAACAGUCGAAAAUAGGCGAGCUUUCCCAUACGGGAAGCCGUAUAAAUCCUAUUCAAAAAGAACAAAGCUGUCAUUAUAAUGUUCCUGGUAGGCAAUCUUGCUCUAGUUAUUUACAUGAUCGUGGUCAACAAUUUCGAAGCAUUCCAGUACGUAUCACUCACCGUCCACUGCCAGUGAACCCAGAGAAAGUAAAUAAACAUAGACGUGCGUACCGGAGUCAGGUUUUUCGACAUCGACAUCAGACGGACUGGCUCAGGCAUCUGGAGCUGGUCCGCAAAGUAAUUCGGUCAUAA